AUGCCUGCGAAGCGCAAACAUCGUUCGUCGCCGGCUCCUAAGGGACUAGCUGCAGGGGAACAACUUAAACGAGGCAAAUUGCCUGGCAGCGAUCCAUGGGGUUGGGUUGGUACGGAGGUCACCCAUCCCUCUCAGAUCACCUUGGAACAUCGUCUUAUGUCGUGUGGUCUCUCUCGGAGGAGCAACAACCCGUUCUGUGCCAACAAGUACGCACACAAGUCAGAGAAGCAGAACAGCCCUACUCCCAAGCGUGAACCCGCAGAUGGCGAGCCGGGAGACGACAUCAUUGUUGUCUCGGAUGAUACACCACCACCAUGCAGUAAGAAGUUGUGCAAGAACAACCCCAAUUGUUUGAAUUACCUCGGACAAGAGACAUGGAAAGACGAAGACAAAGUCAGGGAUCUAUUCCUGAAGGCAUCUGACCUAGGGUUCAACCCAGUGCUCAACGCCCGAGAUCCCGAACUUCCUGUUGGCUUAAAGAACCUUGGUGCGACGUGCUAUGCGAACGCUUUCAUUCAAGUAUGGUUUCGAGACCUAGCUUUUCGGAAUGGUGUCUAUAUGUGUCAGCCAUCACAAGAUAAGGAAGACGUAUUCGAGGAUUCGCCUAUAUUUCAGUUACAAGUGACGUUUACUGCAUUGCAGGAAUGCACGCAAAACGUCUUCAAUCCCGAAAAACUUGCUGAAAGCUUAAAGCUUUCAACCUCAGAACAGCAAGACGCACAAGAGUUCUCAAAGCUUUUUAUGUCUCACCUCGAUGCUGAAUUCCAGAAACAGUCAUCACCAUCUUUAAGAUCACUUGUAUCUAAUCAGUUUCAAGGGGAGCAAGUAUACGGCACGAUCUGUGGGAAUUGCCACAAUAAGUCUGAGCGAUCUACGGACUUCCUUGAACUUGAAAUAAAUAUCGAGAACAACGCUCGGCUGGAGGACCGUAUCGCUGCUCUUCUACAGGACGAGAAACUCACUGGUGACAACAAGUACCUGUGUUCGAAAUGCGAGUCGCUCCAGGAUGCCACACGGUAUACUGAGUUGCGAAACCUUCCUCCUGUACUUCAUUUCUCCCUCUUACGAUUUGUUUACGACUUUGCCUCUAUGGAGCGCAAGAAGUCUAAGCACAAUCUUCUGUUCCCAACGACACUUGACAUGGACCAAUUUGUAGGUUCUGCUGCCGCCCGAAAAGCAGCGAGUAGCGACAAGAGUGCCAGAAAGGACAUCUAUGAGCUCAGAGGUGUUCUAUUACACAAGGGACCGAGUGCAUAUCACGGCCACUAUGAGGCUCAAGUUCUGGAUACCGCUAUAUAUGGUCAAGUUAUUGGAAAAAGUGAACUAAUCGAUUGCGGCAGGGGAAGUACUGGAAAUUCCCGUGGACGUCCCGCAAAGAAAAGGCGGCGGAUCGAUGAUAGCGACGAUGACGUUAUCGAGGAUAUCUUUUUAUCAAAAGACGUCUACAUGCUUAUUUAUGUUCGCAAGGAUGUCCCAUUCCCAGACAACGCCAACUGGCCAGUGACUAUUGCUAGCCAAGGAUCCGAGCAUGGAGCCAUGCCGAUUGAUGGUGGAAGUUUUUUCCCUCCCCCACGCGCUCAGGAGGUUGUAAAUAGUCUGAAUGCAGCCCAUGACGUGGCCUGUGACGCAUAUGCAAAGAGGGAAAAAGAAGCAAAGGAACAUUUUGAUGAGUUGCUCAGGAAGAUGAAAGACAUCUAUUCCUCUUGGAGCGUCAAUUCUAUGGAUGAGGACUCCGUUAUCAUAAGCCGUCAUGCUCUCGAACGAUGGUUGUCCAAACCUCUUGCAAAGCCAAAAACCAAACCUAGGGGCGGGGAGGAACCAGAGACCACACCCGAGAUUUCGUCAACUUCAGACAUCCUUUGCUACCACGACUCUCUGGAUCCUCAAAGAGCUAACAAUAUGAAGCGUGUCUCCGCUAGCGCCUAUAAGAGGCUCGCUGAGUUUAGCGAGUCUGAAAUUUCUCCGGUAUGCCAGGUGCAUGACGUUUGUGAGACUUGUGUCAGGGAAUCAUUCAUAGAAAAACUAUAUCAAGUCGAACAUCCUCGACUGGUAGCACAGUUCGAUGCAGUCUGUGAUGAAACCCCCGAUCAACCAGGCUACUGGAUAUCCAAGAAUUGGCUCAAAGACUGGCGAUUGCAGAAGCCCAAAAUGCACACACCGCUGCAAGGAGAUGCAUCACCCGAUGCCCCAGAGUAUCUUGGUCACGUUGUGUGCGAACAUGGUCAACUGUCGCUGGUGUCAACAGCACGAAAGAGCAUAUCCACUAAGGCUGGUGACAUAAUUAAAGGCUUGUUCCCUCAAUGGGUACCACGCUCAACUCAGGAAGAGCUCUGCGCUGUUUGUGAGGCAACCAUAAAUAUGUCCAGGGAAGACAAGCGUGAGCUACGGAGGAAAGCUGAAGACGAGAAGGCACGGCUACGUCACAUGCAUGACAACGCCCUAACAGGAAACACUCUGCUCCUCGAGAAUGUCCCGUGUGCUAUCCUGCCUGCACACUUCGUGCGUUUGUGGAGAAAGUGGGUCACUCGGCCAACAGAUGGACCUCGUCCCGAAGGUGUCAAUAAUUCACAAUUCCUGUGUGAGCAUGGGCACCUUCUUUUCGAUCCUAAUUGUCCAAACGAUUGGGACACGUCUAUUGCCGUUGUACAAAUGACAGAGUGGAUGCUGUUAGCAGAUUUGUAUCCAUGCAGCUCCCCCAUCACACUGGAGAAGAAACUUGUCGAGAAUCCACCGAACGUAUUUGACACCAAGUUCGAGCACGAUGUUCCCGUGUGUCGUGACUGCCGUUCAAAGAGGCGGUCUAACUAUGAUGUUGCUGAGAUCACUGUUCGGCUGUUGAGUGGGAAAAACGCAUCCAAGGAUGUUGUGACGCAAGAGAACAAAAGCCAUAAAUCCGAGGAGAAUGGUCAGCAUCCUCAAAUGACAUAUGGAUCUAAUAGGACCUUCGGUACGCGGCAGUCAAAGCGCAUACGUGAAUCCAAGGAUGGCGUAGAAAAGAAACGGAUCACUGUCUCCAAGUCGACCACGGUGAAGGACAUCAAAGUGAUGCUAUAUGAAGCGCUCAAGAUCCCAACAAUCUGUCAACGAUUGUCUUACUGUGGCCAGGAACUUGAUGAUAAUUCGGUCACUGUCGCAACUCUUGGACUUCUCAUAAACGAUGUCCUUGAUCUUCGGGAAGAGGCAGAAGAUGACGAGAAUGCAAUAACAGAUGACGUCAAUCGUGCAAAGAAAAGGCGCAAGGAAGAACGAGGUUUCGGUGGUACCCUCUUGGCUUCGUCACAUCCAAAUAUCGUUGCAGAUGUUACUGUGUUGAUGAAGCAAGUGAGAUAA
Molecule: messenger RNA, 3330 nt
Organism: Suillus discolor
Lineage: Eukaryota; Fungi; Basidiomycota; Agaricomycetes; Boletales; Suillaceae
Exons: 22
Coding region: 1-3330 (1109 amino acids)
Biological process (GO): protein deubiquitination
Cellular component (GO): cytosol; nucleus
Molecular function (GO): cysteine-type deubiquitinase activity; cysteine-type endopeptidase activity; protein binding
Source: RefSeq, a predicted model, not a curated record